Messenger RNA from Paramisgurnus dabryanus, 1855 nucleotides. NCBI's taxonomy places the organism in Eukaryota, Metazoa, Chordata, Actinopteri, Cypriniformes, Cobitidae. The record is from RefSeq and is a predicted model, not a curated record.
UGUUGUGGUCCAAAUUGAUUGACAAGGUACUAUUUUUUUUGUAUGUGCAUUUCAGCUGUCUUCCAUGAUGGAGGAGUUUAUCAAAAAGACUGUAGAAAAUGAGGAGAGGAGAAAAAUAAGACUGAGAAACAUACAACUCAAAGUGCAUGUUCUAAAACCAGAUGACCCAGAAGAGAACCUUAUCAAAGAAUGCAUUAACAAAGAACACAAACAAACAUUCAGGACCACAAAUUGUUCUAGUUUACAAGACCAAAAAAGAGGAUAUAAUAUUUUCCGUUGCAGAAGAUCUGGAAACGUUUUUGAAAGAAGUCACAGAACUGUGGGAUGUAAAGCAUACAUUUCAUUUAAAAUAAGACAUGAUUGGAAAGGACACAAAAUUGUUGUGCAGAGAAUAUUUAACCAACACAAUGGGCAUGAUAUUUCUGAAGAAGAUGGUCAUUUUCAGCAAAUUAACCCUCAGUUAGUGGAGCAGAUUAAGAAGUGGAUCACAUUAGGGGUAAAACCAGAUGUCAUCCUUCUUCAAGCUAAUGAGUGGUCAAAAGCCAAAGGAGCAGCUAAUUAUCAUUCCAGAGAAUACUUUGUUACACCAGAAGACAUACAUAAUAUCCGUACUAGCAUGCUUCGAGGGAAACACCUAGAUAAAGAUGAUUGUAAGAGUACAGACAAGCUAUUAACUGGUCCUUUCAAAGAUGAUGUCAUAUUUUAUCAGCCACUGGGUAAGGAUCAGGACCUUAUUAUUGUUCUCCAGACUGAGUUCAUGAGAAAAGACUUACAAGACUAUGGGAGUAACAUUUUGUUUUUUGAUGCUACACACUGUGUGAAUCAAUAUUCCUUUCCACUCUAUACAUUGCUUGUGAGAGAUGACCAUGGUCAUGGUGUUCCUGUUGCAUACAUAAUAACGAGCAGGGAGACCCAAGAAACCCUUAAGCUUGCACUUCAGAGGCUACGACCUGUGUUCCCUAAGCCGCCAAGGUGCUUCAUGGUUGACAAAGACAUGAGUGAAAUUAAUGCUUUGAAUGAAGUUUUCCCUGAAUCUGAUGUUCUUCUCUGCUGGUACCAUGUACUUCAGGCUGUCGUUCGGUGGUUGAUGAAGACCGAAUCUGGUGUUACUGGGCCACACUUCUCAAAUACCCGGAGAGAAAUUCUAGAUUUCUUUAAAAAAAUGAAAGCUUGUGCAACGAAGACUGACUUUGAAAGGGUUGCAAAAAAAUUUCUUAGCAACUUUUCUCACUACCAAGAGGUUUGCAAGUACUUCCAGAGGUACUGGGAACCAAUAAGUCAAAGAUGGGCUGAUUUUGGUCGUUGUUAUAACCAUGGGAAUUCAGAGACCAACAAUUUAAUAGAAAGGUUUUUUCAUCGACUGAAAUACCAGUUCUUAUCCGGUAUAAGAAAUCGACGUUUAGAUGACUUGCUUGAUGUCCUCCUUCGCAAGACGGAGACUUACUUUCAGGUGAUAAAACACCUGCAGUCAGCUGGAAGAAUGCCAAACUCUGUUGCCAUGAAGUCAGAGGAAACAUUUAAUAAGGCAACAGGAAUGCUGGAAAAAGGCUGGUCUGACAACAUAACAAGACAAUCUUCAGAAAUAUACAUGUAUAAUGUGCCAUCUGAACAAGACCCCUCACUUUUCUAUAGGACCUGCCCCGCGGAGUGCUUCUGCAGUUGCCCUGUUGGUUUGAGAGGUCAAAAAUGCAAACAUUUGGUUUUUCUAGAUGUACUUAACGAAAAGGAUGAUGCGGCAUUCCCUAAACUUGCUCUUCAGCUGGAAGCUCAUGUGAAAGCUUUACAAGAAAAAGCUCACUUCAAUGUCCAUUGCGACAUAAAGAUGGAAAUCAGUCACAACAGCUGUUUGGAAUGA